This is a messenger RNA of Sclerotinia borealis F-4128, 1617 nucleotides long. Lineage: Eukaryota; Fungi; Ascomycota; Leotiomycetes; Helotiales; Sclerotiniaceae. The record is from the annotation of a GenBank genome assembly.
AUGUGCGUGACACACAUCUAUACUGAUUGCUACCCCAAGCGAACAGUCGAGUUUCAUCAAACAAUUGUUUGUCCUAACGCAAAAGAUGGAGUCUCUUGCCCAGCCCACAUUACCAACGAACAUCCUCCUCGUACUCUCCAAUCCAAUGAUGCACGUUCUAGCAAAGAGUAUAUCGAUCAAGGACUUAAAGUACCUGCUAGCUCCAAAACUUCACCACUUGGCUCCACAACUACAACUACAUAUCGUUACUCUCAAGGUGACAAGAAAGACAAAUCUCCCGGUCGAGAACCUCGUCUUCGUCUCGUGAGGAAGAGGAGUGCUUUAGUGACAGCUCUCACACCACGUCGCAAACAUCCUAAAGAGCGCAUCGUGAUUGUGGAUGCACCAGAUAGUCCUGAAGGUUCAAGGGGUCUUCAACAAUAUGCUCCAAAUUCUCCCGCUACAGAAGAGUUUCAUUCAAAUAAUCUUCUCAUAGAUGAUCGUCUCCAUCGUCAAGAAUCAUCUAGUCCAAGACGUAGCCCCAGCCGAAGCCUCAAUCCUGUGCGUACGGUUGUAGUGGAACAGCAUCAUCACGAAAGGAGAGAGCAUAGCAAAGAGAGAGAGAGACCAUUACAACAACUUCCGAUAAUUUUAGCACCUGAACCACCUUCACGCUCACCAAGUCGUGAGAAGGGAUUGGUUGAUAUGCGUAUUCGUCGCGAAGAAGAGGAGAGGGAAAAAGAUCGGCAAAGAGAGUAUGAGAGGGAACAGGAGAAAAGUUUUGAGUUGGUCCAUGAAGCGAGGAGAGAACAGGAAAGGAAGAAGGAAGAAUUGAGGAAGGUAGCGGAGGAAGUUGAGAGGGAGAGGAUUAAGAAGGAAAAGAGUGAGGAUGAUCGGAGGAGGGAUGCGGAGUAUAAGAAGUUUAUAGGGGACAGGGAUCGAGAGAGGGAAUUGGAGAGGGAAAAAGAUGUUGAGGAGAAGAGGGUGAGGGAUAGAGAGGAGGAAAUAUUGAGGGAGAGGGAGAGAGCUAGAUCGUCAGAGCAGAAACGAGAAGAUGAAGUUGCGAGGGAGAGGGAAAGACGCAAGCGAGAGGAGGAAACCAGGAGAGCGGACGAUCAUGAAGUGAAGCGAAGAGAUGAAAAACAUAGGCGCGAAAAAGAAAGAGAAAGAGAAAUAGAGGCAAAAGAGCGCGAAGAAAGAAUGCGCAAAGCAGAGAGAUCUGAACGCAAAGCAGCGGAUGAUGCGAGGAAAUUAGCGGAACAAGUCAAAUCUUUCGCGAGGGAAGAUGAGGAAAUCAGAAGGAGGGCUCCGGUUGUUUCGAGAGAAAGAGAUAAUAAUAUAGAGGAGAGGUGGAAGAAGGGUGAUGAGGAUAUGUAUGCUAGAUUGAGGGAAAGACAAGUGAGGGAUGAGGGACAUGUAGGGUUAGGGAGAGGAGCGAGUUUUUUGGGGAGGGGGGAGGGCGAUAGAGAUGUGGGGGUUUUGGAUAGAUUGAAGGAGAGGCAGAAGGGGCUUGAGGAGGGGUUUGCGCCGAAGAGGAGGACGACUGUUGGGGGUGGGGGUGGGAGUGGGGAGAGGAGGAGGGGGGAGGAGAGGAUUGUUUGGGAUGAGGGGGUGGGAGGGAGAGGGGGGAGAUGGUGA